UCAUCUCAUAGCCGGCAGGAAGCAGAGAUUAAAAGGAAAAGCUGGAGAGAGAUGGACCCUCCAGGUCUUGCUCUCCAUUACCGACCUCUUCUGACCAGACCCCAGCUCCUCACAGCAAGUCAGUUAUAAGCCCGCUUUAACCAGACGCUUGUCAGAAGCUCGGCCUUUAAAGCGCAUGAAGCUCUGUGAGGAGGACAUCGAGAUAGAAACCAUAUUUCUGUAUUGACUGUGGCAUGCUUCACAGUGGCCAUGCCAUGGAGUCAGACUAGCUGCCCGUUAGCAGAUGCGUGAUUUAUAUGUCUACAGUGGAGUACUUACUCAGCCACAAUGGCCAGAAUCAUGCCGUUUCCAGGAAGAUGCAUGGGACUGGAACUCAUCAUGGUGAGCAAAGUGACGGACAUUGGGUUGUUUGUUAUUAAGAACUGUGCUGCUAUAAACAUGGGUGUGCCUCGAUUGCUGUGGUACGAAGUUUUUAAUUCUCUUGGGAAGAUUUCAAGGAGGGGAAUAGAUAAACUCUCAUUGGAAGGAAUAGUGGUUCAAAGAGCCGAAUGCCGACCUGCUGCCAGUGAAAACUACAUGAGAUUAAAGAGAUUGCAAAUUGAAGAAUCUUCCAAACCUGUAAGGCUGUCACAACAACUGGACAAAGUUGUAACAACCAAUUACAAACCUGUUGCUAAUCAUCAAUACAAUAUUGAAUAUGAAAGGAAGAAGAAAGAAGACGGAAAGAGAGCUCGGGCGGACAAACAGCAUGUUCUAGACAUGCUAUUUUCAGCUUUUGAAAAACACCAAUAUUAUAAUCUUAAAGACUUGGUGGAUAUCACGAAACAGCCUGUGGGAUACCUGAAGGAAAUCUUGAAAGAAAUUGGUAUUCAGAAUGUAAAAGGCAUCCACAAAAACACAUGGGAGCUGAAGCCGGAAUACAGGCAUUAUCAAGGAGAAGAAAAGAAUGAUUAAAGAGGUUGCAGCCCACGCAGAUGGAGCACCCCACAGGCCUCUCUGCGCAAACAGCAGUCUACGGGAUGCUUGGCCUCCCUGUUAACACUCCUGUUAACAUGGGAGUAAAAUGACUGGUACUUUAAUUUUCCUCUGUAAAAACAAAAAUUGUUUUUGGAGACAGAGUCUCAAUAUGCAGUUCAGUCCCUAGCCGAGGCUGACCGUGAACUCACAGCAAUCCUCCUGCCUCAGCCUCCCAAAUGCUGGGAUAACAGGUAUGCACCACCAUGCCCAACUUCAAUAAAAUUUUUUGGCCUAAAAUUCUA
Messenger RNA from Cavia porcellus (domestic guinea pig), 1259 nucleotides. RefSeq names its product general transcription factor IIF subunit 2 (gene Gtf2f2). Gene Ontology annotation, biological process: transcription initiation at RNA polymerase II promoter; transcription by RNA polymerase II. Gene Ontology annotation, cellular component: transcription factor TFIIF complex. The transcript has 6 exons. The record is from RefSeq and is a predicted model, not a curated record. Bases 328 to 954 code for a protein of 208 amino acids. Lineage: Eukaryota; Metazoa; Chordata; Mammalia; Rodentia; Caviidae.